CACACCAUACAUUUAUGACAAAAUUUGUUCGUCACAAUUAUGUGAUGUCAAAAUAUAGUGGUGUAAUAUGACGAACGAUUCUGUCAAAAUAAGCAAAUUAUGACAAAAUUAAUGACAAACUAAGUGACAACCUUGUUUUAAAUUUUUGUCACAUUUGACCUAUCUUGACGGCGAUAAAAUGACAAACCUUUGUGACAACACCUGUUGUCAUAUUAUACCUAAUAUGACUAAAAGUGUAUCUAAUAUGAUAAAAUUUCCUCGUCAUAAUAGGCCGAAUUUGUUUUAGUGAUUUGUUCGAGACCUGAAACUCUAUAAUAGGGGAUGCCUUCCCCCAUUCAAGAAAACUUAUUUUCAUUGAAAUUUUAGUUUCUUUGAGAGAGAAAGUAAAGAGAUAAGCUGAAGGAAAGAGAAGAAGAUAAGGAGGAGAAUGAGGAGCUAGAAGGAAGGAGCAUUUUCCCCAUUAAGCCUUCUCCAUUUUCUGCAAUGUUUCUUAUUCCCUCCUUUAUGGAGUAGUCCUCUAAGGUACUAGGGGUUAAAACCCACAAAUUCUAGAUUAGGUUUAUAAUCUAGAUGUAUGAAUUAUGUUAGGAUUUAUUAAUGGAAAAGUUUUUCUAGUGAUUUUAUUGCUUUAUUUAUGCUUGAUUAUGCUUGGGUAGUCGCCAUAGUCUUCCCUAUUAGCCUGCAACUAAGACAUUGCUAGGCCAGAGUUUUAGGGUUAGAAUGGGUAGCAACAACUAGAAUAUCAAGGGUAGAUGAAUGUUUUUAGGGUUUUGUAGUGGAAGAGGCAACAAUACCCUUUCUACAACAACGCCUUCCUAGACAAAUCUUAAAGGAAAUGCAAACGUGUAUCGAUCCGUCUCUUUAGCAUGUACGAUAUGUAGAACCUAUUGAAAUGAGCUAAAUUCGUAAUGCCCUAGAUACGUGAGCCUUUACUGAUAUGACAGUGGGUCUUCGGGGGUGUACUCAGCGGUAUGGGAUAAGGACGAAGGCCCACAAGAUUAGAAGCUCAAGCACUAUAUCGAUAAACCUAACAUAGUUAGUCAUUUGCAUGUUACACCUAAGAUAGGGCGAGGGAGUUACCCAAAAGUACUUGUUUUUAUCUCUGCUUCUACCUCUACCAGUAGUUCAACUUAAACCUCCAAAUAAACUUUGAAAAUCAAUAAGUUAGAUAACAAUAGAGCGGAAGUAAGCUAGGGUACUGAAACCUGUGGAAUACGACCUUGGUCAUCACUAUAGGUGUCAAAACAUAGCCCGACCCGAUUAACCCGCCCGAUCAACCCAACCCGCAACUCGACCGCAACCCGAAUUGACUAAAAGUCAACAACCCGUAACCCGCCCGACCCGCAACCCGAUUGACCCGCAACCCAACUAACCGGCAACCCGACUAACCCGCAACCCGAUUAACCCAAACCCGAGUGACCCGCAACCCGAUUGACCCGAACCCGACGAACCCGGAACCCGACCGACUCAACCCGAAUUUCAUCUAAUCCACUUGAAUAAUUAUAAAAAUAUACAAUACAUAGUUUUUCAAAAUAAAGUUUUUCAUUCUAAACUUAAGUAAAAUUAUUUUUUCAUUUCGUAUAAGAAAUUUUAAAAAUAUCAAACUCACUUGAUAUUACGUAUUUUAAGAAAAUUACAAAAAUUGAAACAUGAAGGUCACUUGAGAUCAUGAAAAUAUUAAUAUAAUAUAUAAAUUAAAAUUUUGGUUAGUUUAACUAUUCAAUAAAAUUAUCAAUAAAUAUAAAUAAAUUAAAAUAAUGUAUUUGGUAAAUUGAUGUUUUUAAAAGAAGAGGGAAAUUUUGAUGUAUUCAAGUUUUUGGGAAGAGAAAGAAGAGGGAAAUUUGGUUCUUUGAAUUUUUUAGAAAAGAAACAAGUGGGAAUUUUGGUGGUUUUGAUAUGUGGGAAGAGAAAGAAGUGGGAAAGUUUGAUUCUUUUGAUUAUGAAAGAGAAAUAAGGAGGGAAACUUUUGACUUUUCAACUUUUUGUAGAAGGAAAGAAGAGAGUAAUUUGGUUCUUUCAAUUUUAUGGAAGAGAAAGAGGAUGGAAAAUUGAGUUUUUCUAAUGUAUGGAAGGAGAAAGAAGGAGGAAAAAUUUUAGUAUUUUUGUGAAAAGAAAGAAGGAAACAAAUUUGGUGUUUUCAAUUUUUUGGUUUUUCAUAAUUUUAGCUUUUGAAAUAUGAAUCUUUAACUUUUAUAUGGAGGGCAUAUGACUAGUUAAAAUUAUUCUUAUAUGCUUUGAAGGCUAAUAUGUAUAUAUGUAUGUAAUUUUUUAUGGGCUAAUAAAUAAAUUAACCAUUAGUUACAACAAUUUAUACUAAACUUGAUAAGUAAUCUUUGACGGUUCGUUCUUUAGGAUAUAAAGUAUAUGGUUAGGGUAUAAGGUAUAAGGUACAUAUGGUUUAGGGUGUAUAUGGUUAGGGUAUAAGAUAUUGAUGGUUUUGACGGUUCUAAGUUUUUUAUUAACAUAUGUUCACUUGAAGUCAUUUGAAGUCUUUAACGGUAGGAGAUCCCUUUUUAAUUUAUGUUUAUGGUACGUGGUUAGGGUACAAGGUAUGUGGUGUAAAGUAUAAGAUAUAUGGUUAGGGUAUAAAAAUUAGCAAAUAUCACUUUUUAUCUAUGUUUUGAAAAUCAAAGUAUGAAUUUCACUUUUAAAUUAACUAUACUAGCAAAAUCACAACUCAAGGACAUAUGAUUAGGGUAUAGGUUAUGUGGUUAGUGUAUAAUGUAUUGAUGGUUUAGGGUAUACAAUCAACAACAUAUACUAACUUAAUAUUGUUGAUUGAGGGUAAAGCUAAGUGUAUAGGAUAUAUGCUAUUGAGUAAGUUAUGAUUGAAGUCACAAUAAUUUUACUAAAUUUGAUAGCUAAUCUUUAAUGGUUCAAUUUUUAGGAUAAUUCGAACAAUUUUACAAAUAACUCAUUUGGCAACAGUUUACUAAAGUUAUUUGGGCAAUGAGUUAUUUUGAAAUAACUCCUUUUAUCACUAUGCUUUUGCCAAAUACCACACGCCAAAUACCAGAUUUGCAUGGUUAUACUAAACGAGAUACUUUAAUCCAAUUACUACUGAAUUAAUAUUAAAAUACCAAAUAAACAAUUAACGGUGUCUUUUGGUUGCAAAUAUUGAUAUCACCAUUACUGUUAGCUAUAAUACUUUACCAAUUAUGAUUAAUUACAUAACAAGUUUGCAAGUCAUACAAAUUGAUUUAACAUUUUGACUAGUUUUUUCAAAAAAAUAAAGUAUAUAAAUACGAGGUAGAAAUAAAUUGGUUAAAAAGUUGAGAAAAUAUUUUAAAUUAGUGUAAUACAAUGUGUAAGUUGGUAAUGAGUAAUGAGUUAAGUUACUUGAUGCGCUGGCCCGAACAACCCGAAACCCGACCCGCCCGCAACCCGCCCGACCCAAAACCCGAUGAACCCGCAACCCGAUUUGCCCGCAACCCAAUUGAAUCCGAACCCGAUGAACCCGCAACCCGACUAACCCGCAACCCGUUUGAACCCAAACCCGAUUGAACCCAGCCCGAACCCGCCCGAACCCGCCCGAUUGACACCUAUAGUCAUCACUAUAUAGCAACGCCAUCUCGAGUUAAACUUGGCUCGAGAUGGGGUAGAUAUUUAGACCAUGCAAGAACGAGGAUGAUCAACCUUUUUGGCGCAGUUGCCGGGGAAACCUCGAUAACUAGUCGAAAACCGUCAAGUUAUUAGUUUAGCCUUUAUUUUAUUGCUUAUAUCUAUAUAGUAUUAGUAGUUUUAGGAUAUUUAAUUUUUGUUUUCUAAUUUUUUACGUCAUGGGUUGUUGAGUUUGUGUUUUGUAGUCUACUUGUAUGCGAAGAAGGAACUCUUUUGAAGUGUUACCACUUGAUACGAAGAUUGGGAGAACCCCACGCAACAUAAGGAGUAUGACAAGACUUCAACCUUCACGAAUGGCGGAACAAGAUCCUCCUCAAGUAACACCUAUAUCUAGGACAAUUGGCUCUUACUCUUGUCCAGGAAUAAGGGAUUUGAGUCACUUGUUCGAUAUCCGAACAUCAUGGGGGCAGUCUAUGAAAUCACCCCAGGUAUCAUUUCUACAAAACUGACUACCAGUUUAGCGAAACAAAAGAAGAAAUUCAUCACCAUCAUGUAGAGGAAUUUUUGGUUCUUACGGAUGGAAUCAAUGUGAAUGAAGCAGUCAGAGAAGUGUUUCGUCUUCAGCUUUUCCCGCUCUAAUUUUUUCGAAGAUGGUUUAUGAGUCAACCUCAUCACUCCAUUACCUCAUAGGAAGGACUUUGCAAUAAUUUCUUAAAUAGAUUUUAUACCCCUUCUAAGACCGCCAACAUGAGAGCUAUCAUCAAUGCUUUCAAGCAAGAGAAGCAGGAACCUUUGGGAAGGCAUGGGAGCGAUUUAACUAUUUACUCUUAAAAUGCCCUCAUCAUGAUGUUGAGGACUGUAGAGAAGUUGAGAUCUUCUUCAAAGGAGUCAAUAAUGGUGAGAGGCAACAAAUUUUGAUGACGUUGGAAGCAAUUUGAAGAAUAAUGAACAUGAUUGGAAGGAAGAACAAGAUGGGGAAGAAGUCGAGAUUCCCAACUCAACCACUUCUACUUCAUUCUCACCACUUGGUAAUAAGAAUGACACAAUGGAGGAAGUUAAUGACUUACUCGCAACCUCUAAACAAAAGCAAAGAGAUGCUCAACCACCAUUACCCAUCAAGAGUAUCGUAAAGAUAAUCUCAACUGAGGACGAGAUAAAUUCACAAGAUUCAAGCACUCAAAAGGAAUCACCUCCCUUAACAAGUGCCUUGUGGUCGACUUUAGAGCCUACUGCUAAUAGAGAACACCUGUCAUAUAGAGAGGCAUUCAAUCAAAUGGAGGGAAGUGAAUAUGACUUAGAGGAUUGCAUGAUUCAUUUUCCGGAUGUCAUUGAUCAAGGCUUCAGCCGAAUGAAAGUAGUAGAGGAUUUCAUGGGGACGGUCAUGGACAGAGAUUAAGAAUUAGAUUAUUGUAUAGAGAAUACAUAUGGAAACAUAGAAAAUAGAGAAAACAUAAAAAGGUAAACACAUGGAAUAUAUAAAAAAAACAUAGGGAACAGAAGCAACACAUGAAAGUGAAUACAUCAAUUAAAUAUAGGCAACAUCCCUAAAAAUAAGGAAUACAUCAAGAAAACAUAUGGAAUAAAACAAUACUGCUCUCCUCCAUGUCUUGUCCAGAGAUGCUCAACCAAAUCAUUUCUCAAUUCGUGGUGUCCUUGGUGAUCAUGAAUCCUAUUAUGACUUGCCAUUUACUCCAUUAGAGUCGGGAUGUUAUGAUCGGGUGGAUCCCAUGUGACAUUUGGAUUAGUAUCAUAUUCAACAUUCUCCACCAACCCAUCUCUACUCUCAUAUUGUUGAUCUUCCACUAUCAUAUUGUGCAGAAUAAUACAAGUUACAUAAUCUCACCAAGUGUUUGCACGUCCCAUAAAUAAAUUGCACCUCUAACAAUGACACAUCUUUGUUAUAGCAUACCAAAGGCCCUCUCAACAUAAUUGUAGUAAGCCUCUUGGAACUUUGCAAACAACCUCAUUUCCUGACUGUUUGGAUUACUAACAGUCCUCACAAAUGUAGCCCAUUUAUGGUAUAUUUCAUCAGCCAAGUAAUAACAUUGAUCAUAUGUCAUACCAUUUACCUCAUAAAUGACCUUAGGAAAAAGUCUUUUAACUACUUGAUCAAAAAGUGGGGAUACUCCAAGAGUAUUGAUGUCAUUGUUUGAUCCAGGUGUCUCGAAAAAGGCAUGUCAAAUCCAUGUGUCGUACGAUGCUACACUUCGAGAAGGCGAAAAAUUCUUCCAUUUCAGUGCUUGCAAUCAAUUGAAUCAAUCAUACCCGAAAACCCACGUUAUGCACAAUGAUCAAGAAAGAGGCAAAGAUUUUCAACCAUUGGUGCACACAAGUACUGAUGACUGUAAAUGUUGGUGAUGGCAAAGCAAAAAUUCAUUAGUAACUCUAGUGUGGUGCGCUCACCCAUUCGAAAGGUCUCGUCCAAAGAGUUGGCCGAACAUUUAUAUGAAAGCAUUCGGAAAACACUAGUAAACUUUUGGUGUGUAGAUAAUUAAUUACGACCAAAAGCAUCUUUUUCUUAUCUGAAGUAUGCAUCAUGUUGAAUAACAUCAUUCAUGAUGUGGUUGAAUAAGGAAGGGGCAUCUGAUAUCACCUUCUGAUUCUACCUAGCAGCGGAAAAAAGGGUGAAACCGUAAAGCGUAGAAGCGAAGCGUAAAAGCGUAAGUAUUUUAUGCAUUCUAUAAAAUAGUUAAAAAUCU
This is a messenger RNA of Linum trigynum, 6260 nucleotides long. The record is from the annotation of a GenBank genome assembly. NCBI's taxonomy places the organism in Eukaryota, Viridiplantae, Streptophyta, Magnoliopsida, Malpighiales, Linaceae.